AUGUCCCAAGAAGGUGAUCUCACAUGUAAGAAAUGUGAUGCACCACUAAUACUAGAUGAUAGUCUCAAAAAGGUGAAUUUAACCCAAUUAUCCCGACUUGUGAGUAAACGACAACACGAACAACAGUCACAAGCUUUAGAUAUAAUAAACGAGCUAAACCCUCAAGAUUAUAUCCCACAAGAUAGAUUGGAACUUUAUGAAUAUGUGAAUAUGAAAAACAACAUUGAGCCUAUUCAAUAUCGAAAUUAUCUCGAAAGUGAAGACGAGGAAGAAGAAGAGGAGGAGGAGGAGGAGGAGGAUGACGAUGAUGAGCAAGCAUACACACAUAAUGACGGAGGAGAAGAAGUUAUUGAAAGAGAUGAAGUAAAUAAGCAAGAAGGAGAAGAACGAGAGAUAAGAAUAUCAAGCAGGAUAAAGAACUUGACCAAGAUAUUCGAAAUAUUGUCUAACAAUCAAGAUAUCGACCACCCACUUUCUGAAGAUUGUGCAAACUUGCUUAUUGAAAACUAUAAACUAAAGUUUGAUCAAAGUCAAAAGGAAAAAGACAGUUACUUGUCUUUCUUGCGGAAAUUGAAGGAUAAAGAUAAUCAGUUGAAGUUGUUUGAAGAAGGCGAAAGAAAGAUAAACCCCGAGUUAUUUCGUGAAGAUUUGGAUAAGAAGUUGAAAGAGUCUAUUGAAGAAUUUCAACGAUUGACAACAUUAGAAGAAACAAGCUUGCAAGAAUUAAAAGGCUUAGAGAAAACCAAAGAGGAUUUAGAAACAGAGUUAAAGCAAUAUACAAAAGAACUAGAAGAAAUUGAAACUAAGAAGUUAAAUGAGAUACUUCAAUUAAAGAAUAAAUUACAAUUGGAAUUAAAGGAAAAGGAGAACAAACUUGAACAGUCUAAAGCAGCAUAUCAUGUUCAUCUUGAUCAUAUUGACAAGUUAAGGAAUUUGAAUAUAUACACAAAAAUAUUCAACAUUAGUACUGAUAAAGACAACAAGUAUGGCGUGAUUAAUGGGUUUAGAAUUGGAUAUAAAGUUAUUCGGUCAGAAAUAAAUGCAGCUUUAGGUCAAAUAGUGUUACUUUUGGUAUUUUUGAUAAAAAGAUUGAAUUUGAAGUUGGACAACUAUAAACUAGUACCAAUGGGAUCCCAAUCACAAAUAGUUAAAUUUAAUGUGACCAACGAAGCUGAUGGUGAAGCAGUUGACAACAGUGGUAGUCAACCAACCAAAUCCAAAACUGUACUAAAUUUGUAUUCUACAGAUGAGUUUUCACUUGGAAAGUUGUUCAAUUUCAAUAAAUUGGAUGUAGCCAUGAUUUCAUUACUUGAUAUAGUUUCUCAGAUUGAAACUAAACUAAUGCUGCUUGAUCCUGAGAUCGAGUUGCCAUACAAGAUCUCUUCACAUAAGGAUGCUAUUGGAGGUAAAAGUAUUAGAGUAACUUCAAAUGCCGAAUGGACACAAAGUUGUAAAUUCUUGCUUACUAAUCUUAAUUGGAUGUUAUCGUUUAUAAGUGGGCAUACCUCUAGUGAAUAA
Spathaspora passalidarum NRRL Y-27907 is the source of this 1518-nucleotide messenger RNA. Its product is annotated as beclin 1. Bases 1 to 1518 code for a protein of 505 amino acids. Gene Ontology annotation, cellular component: phosphatidylinositol 3-kinase complex, class III, type II; phagophore assembly site; phosphatidylinositol 3-kinase complex, class III, type I. The record is from RefSeq and is a predicted model, not a curated record. The transcript has 2 exons. Gene Ontology annotation, biological process: late endosome to vacuole transport; autophagosome assembly; autophagy. NCBI's taxonomy places the organism in Eukaryota, Fungi, Ascomycota, Pichiomycetes, Serinales, Debaryomycetaceae.